ACACUGGUACCACCGACCUGCUUCCCGCCAAGGCAUCCUACCGCUUUCGCGAGUUACAGCGAGAGCGCGCGCCCGGGAGGCUGGGAGGACCCCCCUGGACAAGGGAUAACGGAUCUUGUUGCUUCCUUAGCCCUGGCGAUGCCCCCGGCGACGAAUUCCCGCAACAAUGCUUAUCAAACUCGUCUUAGUUGUGACGGCCUAGAAUCUGUGGAGCCGCCGUGGCCGCCCGAAGGAGCUCGCGGGCCAUCACGUGAGGAAUCCCGUGUACUACCGCGCCGCGCUUCAUUCUGUGGCGUGGUAGCGGGCAGCAGGAACGGCGGCGACGCGUUAAGCUGGAGCGGCGCCCUGCCGGCGCGCUGUCUCGACCCCAGCGGCGGCUUCUCCGCCAAGCUGUUUCUGGGCGGUCUGCCCUGGGACAUAACGGAGCAAGCGCUCAUGCACGCGCUCCGGCAUUUCCAGCCCGUGCGCGUGGAGUGGCCAGGGCGCGGGUCGGGCGGCGGCGCGGCGCCGCGCGGGUACGCGUACGUGACGCUGGAGAGCGAGCGCCGCGUGCGCGCGCUGCUGGCGGCCGCGCGGCGCGACGGGCCCGACUGGUACUACCGCGUCGCCUCGCGCAACAUGCGCACCAAGGAGGUGCAAGUGAUCCCCUGGGCGGUUUCGGAUUCCAACUGGGUGGGCGCGGGUGGAGCGGGCGGCGGUUCCGUGCGGCUGGAGCCCGCCCGCACGGUAUUCGUGGGCGCUCUGCACGGCAUGCUGUCUGCCUCGGCACUCGCUACCAUUAUGAACGAUCUGUUUUCUGGAGUAGUGUAUGCGGGUAUUGACACUGACAAAAAUAAGUACCCGAUUGGAUCGGGGCGAGUAACGUUCAAUAACGUGAGAUCGUACGUGCGCGCGAUUUCUGCUGCCUACGUAGAGAUACGAACUGAUAAAUUCACGAAAAAGGUUCAAGUCGAUCCUUACUUGGAAGAUUCGAUGUGUUCAGUGUGUAAUCUACAGCAAGGACCAUAUUUCUGCCGCGAACCAGUUUGUUUUAGAUACUUUUGCCGCUCGUGUUGGGCUUGGCAACAUUCGACUGAAAACCACAAGCCGCUCAUGCGCAACUCUAAAAGCGCUCAGAUGCCGCUGCAGCCGGGCGCCGUGGGCAACGGGAACAACGCGCCUCGACAAUCCUCGCCCAGUGAGGGGAGCAUCUACAACGGCUUCAACUUGGCCAGCGAUGCGACCCCCUCCCCGCCGGCGUGCGGCUCGGAUGCGGCGGCGGAGGAGGGCGCCGCGGAGUGGGCGCGCGUGUAGCGACCAACAACCAUGGAGCACCAGCACCAGCAACAGCAACAAUAGUAACACCGGCAAUUGUCGAGCCGCUAUUAAGUUGGGCGCUUCGUCAGCCAGCUUGAUUUGAUAAAUUAUCGAUUUCUUAUGUUUAUUUUAAGUUUUGUUGAUUAUUUUGAUUGUUUUUGUUAAUAUCGUUAGAUCAGUGCGAACACGAUGAGAUUUUGCUUGACUAUUUCUAUUAUUGAUCAAUUAGUCAUUUCCGGUUAUUGCUCUUGUAUAACAUUCGCAAAAUUACACCGUCACCACGGACUAGGCCACGAGACUAGCGAGUUGUGUCCGUGGGAAAUUUUAAAGGUUUUAAGGUGCCUGUUGUAUUAGGCGAUAUUCGCUAUUACUUUUAAAGAACAUUUUAAAACGCUUUUAAUCGGGUGAUUUUUAUAGAAUUUUAGAUAAAACAAAUGCUGAUUUUAUCUUGAACUAGCUUAAUUGAUUUUAGAUUGUACAGUACGAUAUAUACUGUUACGAAUAAAUUAUAUUCAUUAUA
Molecule: messenger RNA, 1816 nt
Organism: Vanessa tameamea
Lineage: Eukaryota; Metazoa; Arthropoda; Insecta; Lepidoptera; Nymphalidae
Gene: orb
Product: cytoplasmic polyadenylation element-binding protein 1-B
Exons: 11
Coding region: 139-1293 (384 amino acids)
Biological process (GO): negative regulation of cytoplasmic translation
Cellular component (GO): neuron projection; nucleus; synapse
Molecular function (GO): ribosome binding; translation factor activity, RNA binding; mRNA regulatory element binding translation repressor activity
Source: RefSeq, a predicted model, not a curated record